This is a messenger RNA of Metschnikowia bicuspidata var. bicuspidata NRRL YB-4993, 2364 nucleotides long. RefSeq names its product serine/threonine protein kinase (gene NPR1). Bases 1 to 2364 code for a protein of 787 amino acids. Gene Ontology annotation, molecular function: ATP binding; protein serine/threonine kinase activity. The record is from RefSeq and is a predicted model, not a curated record. The transcript has a single exon. Gene Ontology annotation, biological process: protein phosphorylation; intracellular signal transduction. Lineage: Eukaryota; Fungi; Ascomycota; Pichiomycetes; Serinales; Metschnikowiaceae.
AUGGACCCUCCGCGCCAGCCCGUCAGCUCCUUGACCAAGCUCUUCAGCGAAAACAACUCCGCCGCCACGUCCAACAGCGCGCUGCAGACCUCGUUGGACGCAUACGUGCUUCCCGCGGGCGACGCCGGGCCGCUGCACGCGCCGUUCGGCGGCGCCAACGACUCCCAGCAAACCAUCAGCGCCAGCAGCGGCACGCCCGCGGGCCUGGCCGUGCCCCUGGCCCCUGGGAGCGCGGCCGCGGCCAUCCCCGGGAGCAUAUCGCCCACGCAGAAACCGCCCGUGGUGGUGCUGGGCGGCUUCGAGGCCUCGCCCCGCCACGCCGCCGCCGGGCGCCCGUUUGACGAGGCGUACCAGCCGGUCAGAGACAUCGCCGCGCGCGUGCCCGGCGCCGCCAGCCCGCGGGUCAACCGCACCAACUCCGUGUCGCACACGUCGUUCUUCUCCACGGGGGGCUACGGCUCCGAGAGCUUGUCCUCGUCCAUCCCCUACGGCGCGCCGGGCGGCCGGGGCGGGCAGCCGGGCUCCUUGGGCAGGCCGGGCCUGUACAUGGCCAACUUCCCCAGCUCGUUGCAAAUGACGCAGGCCGCGCUGGACCACGUCCCCAACUUGCCCAACGGGCAGCCGAUCUCCUCGGUCAACUUCCAGUCGCCGCAGGUCAGCUCGCUGGCCAUCGAGCCGCGCUUCGUCAUCUCCAAGCAGCGCGUGGCCCAGGCCCAGGCCCAGGCCCAGGCCCAGGCGGGGCCCGUGUCCACCAGCGCACGCCUGGGCUCGCACUCCAGCCUCUCGUUCAUGUUCGGCUCCAAAAAGUCCCAGAAGUCCAGCACGUCGUCCACGGACUUGGGCUCCUUGUACAACAACGCGCAGCCCGACAGCGUCUUCGCCAUUUCGCCCGCCUCCACCUCCUCGCUCGAGUCCUCCUCCGCGGCGCUCAACAUCUCCCGCCACAACUCGAUGGCCAACUUGAAGCGCUUCUUCAAGAAGGGCAGCUCGUCUCCGUCGCAGCCCAGCGCCGUCAGCAACUUGUCCUCGUCCUUGCGCUCGAACAACAUCAUCUCCUCGGGCACUUCCCCGGCAGUCAGCCCCCACAUGAACGGCUCCUUCUCGGCCCUGACGUUGAACCCAAGUGGGUCCGAGGCGUCCUACUCUCAGUCUCCGGGUGGAUCGCUUGGGCCCGGCUCUCUGUCCUUCAGCAGGACCCCGUCCCUCAGACGUGCAAAUGACAGGAGGGGCUCUGUUCUGGGCUUGAUCAGCCAGCAACCCUUGCCCUUCUCCAAGCGAUAUAGCAAAUUCGGCGAAACCCUCGGUGCGGGCGCGGGCGGUGCCGUGAAGCUCGUGAACAGGCUCCUGGACAAGAAAAUCUUCGCUGUCAAGGAGUUCCGUGCAAAGUACCAAAACGAAACCAAGCGGGACUACGCCAAAAAGAUCACCGGCGAGUACUGCAUCGGCUCCACUUUGAAACACCCCAAUAUCAUCGAGACUGUGGAGAUUUGCUACGAGAACGACCGGAUCUUGCAGGUGAUGGAGUACUGCGACUUCGACUUGUUCGCCAUCGUCAUGUCAAACCAGAUGUCCCGCGAGGAAAUCGACUGUUGUUUUAAACAGGUCCUCUCGGGCAUCAACUACUUGCAUUCCAUGGGCUUGGCUCAUAGAGACUUGAAGCUCGACAACUGUGUGGUGGACUCUCGCGGCAUUGUCAAGAUCAUUGACUUUGGCUCCGCGGUCGUCUUCUCCUACCCAUUCACAAAAACUUUGAUCGAGGCUCUGGGUGUGGUGGGGUCUGACCCGUAUUUGGCCCCCGAAGUCUGUGUGUUCACUAAGUACGACCCAAGGCCGGUCGAUGUGUGGUCGGUUGCGAUCAUCUACUGCUGCAUGAUGUUGAAGAAGUUUCCUUGGAAGGUCCCCAAGUUGGUCGAUAAUAGUUUCAAGUUGUUCGCCACGCGUGGAGAGUUCUCGCAGUUCAGUGAAGUCCUCAUGAAGACUCCAGACCAAGGAUCAGCCCUAGGGAACAUGGAGAGCCUUGCUGAGGCGGUGAAGGAAAUCGAAGACUCGCAGACAAGCGAAAAUGCCGACGGUGUUGCGCACACGUCCAGUGAAACUGGAGCAGGCCGCUUGUUGUUGGCGUUGCCCGAGGAUUGUCGUCCUUUGAUCGCACGGAUGGUGGAACUAGCCCCUGCGUGCCGUAUUUCGGUUGAGGACUGUUUCAACGACCCUUGGUUGAAGAGCGUGCACAUGUGCUCGGUUGAAGAACGAGUCAAUACCGACGGCACGUUGCACUACCAGGUCUUCAAGGGUUCAGACCACGAGCACACGACCGUUGAUCAGUCAAAGGCUCACAUCGCCGCAUUUGAAAAGAAGAAGAAGUAA